CGUCCGUCCCCUUUGACGUCAUCACGCUGCGCCGUGUUGACAGUCGUAGCGGUGGUUCGGUUCGGUUCGGUUCGGCUCCAGAGGAUGAAGAGCAGAGUGACCCACAUUUGGUUUUAACGGAGCUGCUCACGGGCUCGGUUCAGUUCGGUCGUAGCUGCACAGAAUGAGGUGAUGAAGAGACCAAAGCUGGUUGGAGUCUUCCUCUUCGUGAGCUGUCUGCUCGCCUACCUGAUGUUUGUCAAACGUCACUUCAACACCACCAAGCCUCAGGCCUUCAAACUACCUCCACCCCACCCACCGGCAUCACCUCCACCUGCCGCCGUGCAGAGCUUCCAGUACGGCAUCAUGUUCGACGCUGGCAGCACGGGGACCAGAGUCCACGUCUUCAAGUUCCAGACCGAGGACAGAGAAGCUCCCAAACUGGCCCACGAGACGUUCAAAGCCAUCAAACCUGGACUGUCUGCGUACGCUGAUGACCCAGAGAAGUGUUCAGUGGGGAUCGUGGCGCUCCUGGAGGUGGCUAAGUCCAGCGUGCCCAUGUCCAUGUGGAACGCCACCCCUGUGGUCCUGAAGGCCACGGCCGGCCUCCGCCUGCUGCCUGGAGAGAAAGCCAAACAUUUACUGGACAAGGUGAGGGCGCUGUUUCUGGAGUCCCCGUUUUUAUCCAGAGAUGACAGCGUGUCCAUCAUGGACGGCACUGAUGAAGGUAUCUCUGCGUGGAUCACGGUGAACUUCCUCAUAGGUGACCUCCACAGCGCUGACACAGUCGGCAUGUUGGAUUUGGGCGGAGGCUCGACUCAGAUCACCUUCAGCCCUCAAGACGAGAAAACCAUCCAGACGUCGCCCAUCGACUUCAUCAGGUCCUUCCAGAUGUUUAACAACACACACACGGUGUACACUCACAGUUAUCUUGGUCUGGGUCUGAUGUCGGCUCGACUCGCCGUGUUAGGAGGCGUCGAUGCGUCACCACGUACGGGGGCAGCACUGAGCUGGUCGUCCGUGCCUGGUCAGAGUACUCGGCAGGUGGAGCAUGCUGACGUUGUUUACACUGUGAGGGGUCAGAAAGCAGGGGAGCCGGUUUAUGAGGCGUGCCGCAGCAAAGUGGAGAAGGUUCUGUACAGGCAGGUGGAGAAGGUGUCCGAGGCCGCUGACAUGGAGUUCUACGCCUUCUCCUACUACUACGACCGGGCCGUGGACCUGGGAGCUAUCGAGGAGAAGAGUGGAGGAACCAUCCGGAUGUCUUAUUACAUGGAGGCAGCUAAACGAGUCUGUAGCAGUCUGUCCGUCAGUCCUCCUCAGAGUCCGUUCCUCUGUCUGGACCUGGUCUACAUCUCAGUCCUGCUGCAGGAGCUCGGCUUCCCCCCAGACAAACAGUUCAAGCUGGCAAGGACGAUCCACAACGUAGAGACGAGCUGGGCUCUGGGAGCCACGUUUCAUUACAUCGAGUCCCUGAAGAGACACUGAUGCUUUUAUUGUGAAAAACCUCAACACACACAUCCUGAAUGUUCAGACCUCACCUGGACCCAGACCCGACCAGACCCGGACCCAGACCAGACCAGACCAGACCUCAGUGGAGCCUGACACCUAUUUGGCUGGUCCCUGGUGAUGUCACAGUGGACCUGAACACAUCGUCUGAGCAUUGAAGCUAAUGUGCUGCUAAUGUGUAGCUAUCAUGAAGCUAACAUACUGCUAACAUGAAGCUAAUGUGAAGCUAACAUGUAGCUAUCAUGAAACUAGCGUGAAGCUAACAUGGAGCUAACAUGUAGCUAUCAUGAAGCUAACAUGUAGCUAACAUGAAUCUAACAUGUAGCUAACAUGAAGUUAACAUGUAGCUAACAUGAAGUUAACAUGUAGCUAUCAUAAAGCUAACAUGAAGCUAUAAUGAAGCUAACAUGUAGCUAUCAUAAAGCUAACAUGAAGCUAUAAUGAAGCUAACAUGUAGCUAACAUGAAGCUAACAUGUAGCUAUCAUGAAGUUAACAUGUAGUUAACAUGAAGCUAUUAUGAAGCUAACAUGAAGCUAACGUGUAGCUAACAUGAAGCUAACAUGUAGCUAUCAUGAAGCUAACAUGUAGCUAACGUGGAGCUAACAUGAAGCUAACAUGUAGCUAUCAUGAAGCUAUCAUGAAGUUAACAUGUAGUUAACAUGAAGCUAACGUGUAGCUAACAUGUAGCUAUCAUAAAGUUAACAUGUAGCUAACGUGGAGCUAACAUGAAGCUAACAUGUAGCUAACGUGGAGCUAACGUGGAGCUAACAUGAAGCUAACGUGGAGCUAACGUGGAGCUAACAUGAAGCUAACGUGGAGCUAACAUGUAGCUAACGUGGAGCUAACGUGGAGCUAACAUGAAGCUAACGUGGAGCUAACAUAAAGCUAACGUUCUGCUCAGUCUCCUCUGACAUCACUGAACAUUAAAGGUACUGUAAACCAGCCAAUAGCAGACGCUCGUCAGCAGGUGUCAGGUUUCAUCUGACCGUCCAAUCAUACGCUCCAUUGGUUCCUCACAAACUGCACUUUGCUUCAUAGUGACCUCAUGGAAACGCUCAGAGAACCUACAACAAACGUUCAGAGAACUAAUUUCUUCUUCUGUGUUUUUAUUAACGGUGGACGGGUUCUUAAGGUGGACUGUUUAGUUAUUAAUUGGUUCUUAAGGUGGACUGUUUAGUUAUCAGGGUCUAAAGGUUGUUUAUUUUUUUAGUUUAUGUUGAAUGUUUCAAACUGUUUGUGCCAAAAAUCGUCGACAAUGUUUCUGAUCGGUUCUGUUCAGACCGGUCCAGACUUCAGGCCGUCGUGGUUCUGAUCCUCCUCGGUACCUUCAACCCGUCAGAUCUUCUGACUCGCCAUGAAAGGUGCUGAUGAUGUCAUAUUUAAUGUAUUCAGCUGCAGUGGUACGUUCAGGACUGACGAGCGUCUGAACGACCUCACGCGUUGAACUUUUCUAUCGACAGCGGCUCUGAUUGUUUUUCUACUCUGAAGGAACUUUUUACACUUUUCUGCAAUAAACGAAUGUUUGAAAAGCUGAAGAGCCAAAUUUAAAUAUCAACAACUUUAAUAUUAAUUAAUAAACUCUAAAUAUUCAAAUUACUACAGGAGGAAUAAUAAACUUUAUUUUCAUGUUCACA
Messenger RNA from Larimichthys crocea (large yellow croaker), 3120 nucleotides. It is a transcript of the gene entpd6, whose product is annotated as ectonucleoside triphosphate diphosphohydrolase 6. Bases 172 to 1464 code for a protein of 430 amino acids. Gene Ontology annotation, molecular function: hydrolase activity. Lineage: Eukaryota; Metazoa; Chordata; Actinopteri; Sciaenidae. Gene Ontology annotation, cellular component: Golgi apparatus. The record is from RefSeq and is a predicted model, not a curated record. The transcript is spliced from 14 exons.